Messenger RNA from Chaetura pelagica (chimney swift), 3210 nucleotides. RefSeq names its product tetratricopeptide repeat domain 34 (gene TTC34). The transcript has 7 exons. Gene Ontology annotation, molecular function: protein binding. The record is from RefSeq and is a predicted model, not a curated record. NCBI's taxonomy places the organism in Eukaryota, Metazoa, Chordata, Aves, Apodiformes, Apodidae.
AUGUCACCUCAGGAGCUUGCUGCACUGCUCUGUGAAGAAGGGGACCACCAUCUCACCCAGCAGGAGUUACCAGUAGCCACUGCCUUCUACACGGCUGCCUUCAGCUGCAGUGCCUCCACAGCAGUACAGAAAGUGAACUCCUUAGACAAGGGGCUCUGGGAGAAAGUUAUAGCCACCCUGGAGAUGUGGUGCAAAGGCAAGGAUGAGAUUCCCAAGAUUCAGAGCAAGAACUUGGCAGUUGUCUCCCUCAGUGUGGGAAUAGCUGCCAUCUUUCUCUCCAGCCUAAGUCCCGACAGUAUCGUAUCCUCAGUCUAUAAAAUGGAGACACUGCUCGGGCGAGGAGGCUCAGAGGAGGUGGUGAGUAGAUGCAAUUCCCUGCUCAAGGCUAACCCGAAGCAUUCCAUGGAACUGCUGCUGCUGAGGGCACUGGCUUGGGUGCUGUUGGGGACAGAAGUUAGGAAGGGAGUUGCAGACUAUAUCCAAGCCUUUGUGAUGCAUCGGGCUGAGGCAGUGGCCUACGUGUGUACCAGGCAAAGGGAACACCUACCACGGAUCAUCCAGGCCUUCUCUAAUUAUCUCUCAACGUGUCAAAAUGAAAGCCCAGAUGGCAGUUCCUUGGACCAGUGGCUGGGCAACUGCUAUGACUUCCUGUCAGCAGUAGCCCCAGGUGAUAUCUGGGUUUCCAGGGUGCAGGCAGCUUACCUCUUCAAGAAAAGCAAAUUUGAGGAGUGUGUGGCAGUUUGUAGCAAGGCUCUGAAGGGCUUCUCAGCUGAUAAUAAUCUCAGAGAUGGGAAAGCCUUGGGUGUGCUUUUGGAACGGGCUGCUGCAUACUUCUUUUUGGGUGGACGGAUGCAGGAAAUGAUGCAGGAUUUAGCAGAAGCCUUUGCAGCAAGCCCUGCCCAGGCACUGAAACACUUCAAAGAGCUUUUUUCACCACAUGACACUGAGAAGAUAGAAGAACAUGCUAGAACUGUCCUGGAGGUGAAGUUUGCAGCAUACAGGGAGGCUGUGCGCGCUCGGACUGAGCUGAGAGGCAGUCGUGGUACUGAGCUGCUCCCUUCUGUUAUCCAGACAGUCCAGUUCCUCCUUCAGAUCUGCCCAGGGUCCAAACGUGAGCUGAGUGUUCGGCUAGCAGACUGUCACCUCUUGCAUGGGCAGAUCAGAACUGCCCUGGAUAUCUGUGACCACCUCUUGUCAGCAGAGCAGAAAACCUACUACAACACUCUCUUAGCAUUGCGAGGAUUCUGCUGCCUUCACACUCAUCACCAUCAGCAAGCCCUGCAGGACUUUCAAAAGGUCAUUGAGCACGAUUCCCCACAUCCUAACAGCUGCAUUAAAGCCUUAUGUGGCCGUGGACUGAUCCGGAUUUCUGGUGGCAGCCAUUACUUGACAGCCCUGGAUUAUAUCACAGCUUGCCAGUUAAAGCUGGAAGAAACCAUCUUCACAAUCAAGUCCUACGUGCCGUGGAACCAAAGAGGACUGCUGCUGAAGGUUCUCCAAGAAGAAGGACAGAAGAUGCUCCAGAAGAAGAGGUAGCCAGGAGGCAGUUCAGCCUGUGGGCAGAAAAAGAAACAGAGCUGUGAAGUUUCCUAGCAGAAAGAGAACUGCUUGGGAAGUAGAGAGGAUGCCCCUGGGGUUUACCAGCUGGCUUCUCUCUUGGUGGAGCUGGACACUUCUGAUGAAGCAUCACGGAUCCUUUGUGCUGAUGCCCUGUACCAGAUGGGCUGUGUUGAAGAAGCCCACAAGCUCCUCUUAGUAGCACUCUCCAGAAAUCCACAAAGGUCUCCCAUCCUGGCUAGACUGGCACUUCUGCAGCUGAAGAAAGGUUUCAUGUAUGAUGGCAACCAGCUGCUAAAGAAAGUGAUCAGAAUUGGAGAUUCCUCCUGCCUCCUGCCAAUCAUGGACAUUUUCAAAGAUGAAGACAGGAAGCUGAUGCAAACUCACUGCCAUUUCAGAGCACUGACCAUCCUGAGGGACAAGCAGGAUGAGGCUGACAUCAAGGAGGCCAUUGCCUACCUCUCCUUUGCCAUCAUUGCUGCAGGUGGUUAUGCUGAAGAUUGUCUUCUGAUCAGGGCAGGAUGUUAUGGGCGCCUCGGUCAGAAGAAAACAGCUAUUUUUGAUUUUAAUGCCAUCCUAAAGGAGGACCCCAGGAACGUGCAGGCUCUGAGUGGACGAGGAUUCAUCUACCUUGCCCUGAAGCAGCAGAAGGAGGCAGUGCAAGAUUUGAUCUCAGCACUGAAGGUGGAGGCAGGAGUAGUGAUUCCAGCAAUCCUGUCUUUAAAGCAUGAAGCCCAAGGCCUGGUCACUCAGUGGCUUCUGCAGCAUGGCAGGACGGCAUUAACUGAGCUUCUUGCUACUAAAGACCUCCCAAAACAAGAAACCCUCAGAGAGCUUCUCCUGGUUGCAAAAGCAUUAAUUAAAAUUUGCAAGGAUUCCCAAUAUCACAUCUUCUACACGGAUGUUUUGAUUGCAAAGGGUAAGUAUGAAGAGGCCCGUGACCACCUCCGGGAGGCAUUUCGCCACUGUCCUGCUGAUGACUUUGCCACUGCCAGACUGGCUGUGCUGCAGCUGAAGAAGAGGAACAUGCCAGUGGCAGCUCACUCCUUCAGCAUCCUAGCCAAGAGAGAUGAAAGGGAGUUGGGGUUCCUCCUGAACUUCAUAGAUGCUAAGCAACAGCAGCAUCUCGCUCAGGUGGCAGCCCAGGAAGGAAAUGUGCUGAUGAAAGAGCAUCGCUAUGAGAAGGCUCUGGGCUACUACACCCUGGCUGUCCUGACAAGCAGAGACAACCCGCGGUACCUCCGGCGGAGAGCUGCCUGCCUCACACACCUGAAAAAAUACCACAGAGCUUUAAAAGAUAUGGAGAAAGUGAUCCAGAGGCAUGGUCACAACAGCCUUAAAACACGUGUGGAAGACCACUGCUCCCAAGGCCACCUGCUGCUAUUGGUUGCUGAGGAAGAAGCAGCCGUUCAGCAGUAUAUUGAGGCACUGCAGUUGGAGGAGUCUGUGGCAUUGCACAGCAUCAUGAAUGGCCCUGGCAGGGAAAUUUUAACCAAAACAUUUCAUAAGAUUGCACAGUAUAAUUUUGAAAUGCAGCAUUAUGAAGAGGCCUGGAAAAUCACAGACUAUGGUCUUAAAAUUGAUAAAAAUACUGAACUUAAAAAGCUGAAAACGAGACUGAAGCGAGAGGCAUCGAGCUGUAGCAUACAUUAG